This is a messenger RNA of Dracunculus medinensis (Guinea worm), 1332 nucleotides long. Lineage: Eukaryota; Metazoa; Nematoda; Chromadorea; Rhabditida; Dracunculidae. The record is from the annotation of a GenBank genome assembly.
AUGGAUGAUGUCAAAUUAAUUUCUGAUCUGAUUUGGGUGAAGCGAGGAAUCGCAAAACGUGUCCCCGAAAAAGUUAAGUUGAAACCUGAAGAAUUGCGGCGACUUCUCGAAGGUUUCAAUAUGCUAAAAUUAUCCCAGGAACCUCUGAAAUUUCGCAAAAUUCGAGGUUCAAAUCCUGAGGAAAAUACCGAGGAAGGUAUAGAGAAAUACAAUUUGGAUGAAUACGAUGAAGAAACAGUUGAAAAGACAAAUCCUCUUUCUGGAAUCGCAGUUUUCUCCACUCCGUAUGAAGAUGCUUAUAUUACUGAACACAUCAACAGUGAUGAUGAAGAACGAGAAGAUUUCGAAAUUAAACCGGACGAUAACCUCGUUGUGGUUGCAAAAAUAUUGAAAGGCGAUUAUACUUUGGAAGUUUAUAUAUAUAAUGAGAACGAUGACGAUUGGUAUGUUCAUCAUGAUUAUAUGCUUGAUGUCCCGCCACUUUGUCUUGAGACAAUUCGUUAUGAUCCAGGUUCUGAUGAUAAAAAGGGAAAUUUGUUAGCGGUCGGAGCAAUGGAUUCAACGAUUGGAAUAUGGGACUUGGAUAUCGUUUCUGCUAUUUCACCUAUAGUUUCAUUAAAAAGCGCAAAAUCAGGAAAAAGGUACAGAAGAGAUGGUAGUGCUCAAGUGCAUAGCGAUGCAGUACUAAGUUUAUCAUGGAAUAGUCUCACUGAACAUAUUUUGGCUUCUGGUAGUGCUGAUACUACUGUUAUUCUUUGGGAUAUCGAGGAAGCUAAACCUGCUAGUGUUUUUUCUUAUGGUCUUGGUAAGGUACAGUCAGUCGAAUGGCAUACCGCAGAAGCAUCAAUUCUGCUUUCUGGUACAUUGAGCGGUAACAUAAUGCUGAGUGAUUGCCGAGAAGGAAAACUUUGCAAGAAAUGGUCUGUGAAUAGUGAUGUCGAACGUGUUUUGUGGGAUCACUUUAAUCCAUUUUAUUUUUUUGUUGCAGCUAAUGAUGGGAUGCUAUAUUAUAUGGAUACACGGUUUGAUGUAGAAAUUUAUCGUCGUCAAGCUCAUAUUGGAGAAGUUUUUGGUGUUUCUCAGAGCUACCAAAUAAAAGGAUUAAUAUCUAGUUGUGGUGCUGAUAGUAAAUUGAAUAUCUGGAAAUUAUCUCAAGAUGGAUUCAAUUUGGUCCAUUCAGAUAUGUUUGACUUUGGGAAAUUGCAUACUGUUCGUUUUUCACCAGAUUCUGCUUCUAUUUUAGCAGUUGGAGGUGAAAAAUCUGAUCUAGUGCGUAUUGUUUUAGUUAAUAAAUAUGAACCCGUUAACAUAGCUUUUGGUGCAAACAAUUAA